UCCCUCUCUCUCCGGUCCAUUAGCAGGAUCAGAUCACUGCACAGACGAGAAGAGACGAGACAGCCGAGGCAGACGGAGCAGAAGAAAGAGGGAAACACGAGAGAGAAAAACACUGAAUAAGAAGAGAGAAUAAGAUAGAGAGAGAAGCAAAGCAUUAUGGACGCUUUCAAGAAGGGAUUCUCCAUGGCGAAGGAUGGAGUGGUAGCCGCAGCCGAGAAGACCAAGGCCGGCGUGGGCGAGGCCGCCGCCAAGACCAAGGAGGGGGUCUUCUACGUCGGAAACAAGACGAUGGAGGGAGUGGUGACCGGCGUUAACACAGUUGCCCACAAGUCGACAGAACAGGCCAACGUUGUUGCCGACACUGCGGUUACCGGGGCCAACGAGGUGGCCCAGGCGGCGGUGGAGGGGGUGGAGAACGCGGCGUUAGCGAGCGGAUUCGUCAGCACGGAGGAGGCGGGACCAGUGGCUGAGGAGGCCGACCUCCCGAAAACAGAAGCAGCGGGAGAACAGACUGAACAGUAGAAUCUCGUCCUCCCUGACCUGCAGUCACUUCCUGUUUCUUCCUGUCCAAUGAGCAGCAAGAGAAGAAGAAGCUCUGACCCUCCCUGACAUGUUAACCCUCUCCCUGUGUGUAACUAAAGCUCAGAACGUGUCUGUCUGGAACGGACCGACUGUAUCGCUGCUUGUAGCUUUCUCCAGAACCAUUGAACCCCAAAAUAACUUCUUAAUAUGCAACUUAACUGUGUGCUAUUGACAUACUUUGUACUUUUACUUCAAAGGAAAACAUUGUACCACAUUAACCUGUUGGAGAAAUGUUACUGGUUAUGUUGGAGAUUAAGGUUUUACUCACAAAAUAUCACAAUUAAAAUAGAUUAAAAAGGUAUUCAUUUUCAAAUAGGCUUAGGAUAUAUAUAUAUAUAUAUAUGAAGCCCUAAAGCUCUGCCCCCAAAACACACACACACGCACACACGUAAUUAUUCUGUUAUGUUCUCUCACGAACAGUUCAUGUACGCAUGCAAGUUUGCACUGAUAGUCAAAUAUGCAAGGUCUCCUUCUCACACACACACACACACACACACACACACAAACAUACACACACACACACACACCUGUGUUUCUGAUAUUAAUUUCAAGCUUCAAGCUUAUUUCUUCUUUUACAAAACAACAGAAGUGAAAUAAAAAAAGAGUUUAAAAUCGUG
Molecule: messenger RNA, 1199 nt
Organism: Perca fluviatilis (European perch)
Lineage: Eukaryota; Metazoa; Chordata; Actinopteri; Perciformes; Percidae
Product: alpha-synuclein-like
Exons: 6
Coding region: 157-522 (121 amino acids)
Biological process (GO): chemical synaptic transmission; synaptic vesicle endocytosis; synapse organization
Cellular component (GO): axon terminus; cytoplasm; neuronal cell body
Molecular function (GO): cuprous ion binding
Source: RefSeq, a predicted model, not a curated record